Plasmodium malariae is the source of this 3804-nucleotide messenger RNA. It is a transcript of the gene PRP22, whose product is annotated as pre-mRNA-splicing factor ATP-dependent RNA helicase PRP22, putative. Gene Ontology annotation, biological process: spliceosomal complex disassembly. Lineage: Eukaryota; Apicomplexa; Aconoidasida; Haemosporida; Plasmodiidae. Gene Ontology annotation, cellular component: catalytic step 2 spliceosome; intracellular anatomical structure. The transcript is spliced from 4 exons. The record is from RefSeq and is a predicted model, not a curated record. Bases 1 to 3804 code for a protein of 1267 amino acids. Gene Ontology annotation, molecular function: ATP binding; RNA binding.
AUGGAUAGCCUAAACAAGAUAAAUUUAACGCAAAAAGUGAAUGCAGAGUUAAAUAAAAAUUUGGGAGUUGAGGAUGACACACUUGCAGAAUUUAUAAUAUAUUUAUGUGAAAAAUCCAAGUCGUUAGAACAAUUUUAUAAAGAUGUUUUUGAAAGUGGUGGGGAAAUUGAACAGUCUGUUCUCAAAUAUCUAUAUGGUAUUAUUAAGCAGUCAUCUCAAACAAAUACUGAUGGUACUAUAAAUGAUGAGGGGGAAAAAAAAAAAAAGAAAAACAAAAAAGGUGAUAUUGACAAUGACAGUACUGAAUCGUUUGAUGAAUCAAAGAGAGAAAUCAAUGAAAUAGAAAGGAAAAAUGAAAAAAUGAAAAAAUAUCACUGCUUAACUAUAAAAAAUGAUGAUAAUAUUGUCAGUGCAUUUGAACAUAAUGUAGACAAAGAGAAUAAGGGGGAGACAACCGAUCCUCAUCAGAGAGGCAUGCCCCGACGGGGAUCUUCAAGGGAUAGAUGUGAAGUGAGCCACAGAGAAAGGGAUAAGGACAAGAGCGGUCAGGAUAGGCAUAGGGACAAAGAUAGGGAAAGAGAUAGGAACAGAGAUAGGGAAAGAGAUAGGGACAAAGAUAGGGAAAGAGAUAGGGACAAAGAUAGGGAAAGAGAUAGGGACAAAGAUAGGGACAGAAACAGCGGGAGGCGAAACGACACAAAGCGGAAAAAUGAAUUGGGGCGCUCCCCCUAUCAGGUGAACAAGAAAAUAAAACACAGCAAAGAUAAAAGGAGUUAUAAAGGGGAGCACUACGAUGAUAAGGAUAGUGGUAAUGGUAGUGAUAAUAAUCGGGAUAGUGAUACAUAUGACUAUAAUAACAGCUAUGAUUACGACGGACUAAGGGUUAAUAAUAUCUUCAGAGGGAGUGUUAGUAAGGUGAUGGACUUCGGUCUUUUUGUUUCGUUUAAAACUAAGGAUGGGUAUAAAGAAGGGCUGGUACACGCUACGGAUAUAUUACCUAAUUGUAAGAGACUAGUUAAUAUAAACGAACAUUAUAAAAGAAAUAUGAAAGUAAAAGUAAAAGUGAAGGGAAUAUUUGGAAAUAAAAUUAGUUUAAAUAUGUCUGAAGUGGAUCAAAAAACAGGGAAAAAUUUAGUGAAUGAUGAUGAAGAUAUAGGAAAAAAAAGAAAAUCAAAUGAAAGAAAUACCAAUUAUUAUGCCUCUCUUUUUGAUGAUAUGGAUGAGGAGUACAAUGAUUUAUUAAAAAAAAAUAAUUCAAAGAUAUUUAGUGAAGAUCCAAAAGAAACUAUAAAAUAUGAGAGUGUAAUAAAAAUGCAAAGUGACUAUUCAAAAUGGGAAAUACAACAAUUGAUGAAAAGCGGUAUUAUAUAUGAUGAUAAUUUAAAAAAGGAAUAUAAAAAUUUAAAAAUAGAUGAAAAAAUUGAAGAUGAAGAAGAAAUUAUUGAAAUAGAAGUUAAUGAGAGAGAACCAGCUUUCUUAAAAGGACAAACAACAAAAGCAGGAGCAAAAUUAUCGCCAAUACAAAUUAUUGUUAAUGCAGAAGGAUCUUUAGCAAGAGCAAUAACUACUACGUCAGCAUUAGCUAAAGAAAGAAAAGAACAAAAACAAAAUGAACAAAAUGCUAUUUUUGACAGUAUUCCCAAAGAUAUUAGUAGACCAUGGGAAGAUCCAAAACCAAAUUUAGGUGAAAGAACAAUUGCUGAAGCUUUAAAAAAUAUUGGAAAAAGUUAUGAGUUACCUGAAUGGAGAAAAAAUUACAUGAACAAUAAUAUUUCAGUAGGUUUUAAAAAUGCUAUACCUAUUAAUGAACAAAGAGCAAAAUUGCCAAUAUAUAAUUUAAAAGAAGAUUUAAUGUUAGCUAUUAAAAAAAAUAAUGUACUUAUAGUAAUAGGAGAGACAGGUAGUGGAAAAACUACACAAAUCCCGCAGUAUUUACACGAAGCAAAUUACACACUUAAUGGUAUUGUUGGAUGCACACAACCAAGAAGAGUUGCUGCUAUGUCUAUUGCUAAAAGAGUCAGUGAAGAAUUUGGCUGUAUCUUAGGUCAGGAAGUUGGGUACUCUAUUCGGUUCGAUGAUUGUACAUCCAAUGAUACCAUCAUUAAGUAUUUAACUGAUGGUAUGCUCCUGCGGGAAACUUUAAGCGACACGAUGCUCUCCAAGUAUUCCUUCAUCAUUCUGGAUGAGGCACAUGAACGAACCAUUUCAACGGACAUUCUUUUCUGCCUCCUAAAGGAUGUUGUAAGGAAGAGGUCCGAUUUUAAAUUGAUAGUAACGUCAGCUACCCUCGAUGCAGAGAAAUUUUCCACGUAUUUUUUUAAUUCACCUAUUUUUACAAUUCCUGGAAAAAUAUUUCCUGUGGAGAUUCUUCACUCGAAGGAGCCGGAAAGUGAUUACGUAGAGGCAAGUCUAAUAACAGUAUUGAAUAUCCAUUUGAAUGAACAUCCAGGGGAUAUUUUAGUAUUCUUAACAGGUCAGGAGGAAAUUAAUACGGCUUGCGAAAUACUCCAUGAGCGUAUGAAAAAAUUGGAAAGUAUGUGUCCUCCGCCUUUGAUAAUUUUACCGAUAUAUUCAUCUCUGCCAUCAGAUAUGCAGAGUAUCAUAUUUGAGCCUGCCCCCCCUGGUUGUAGGAAAUGUAUCUUAUCAACAAAUAUAGCGGAAGCGAGUUUAACAAUUGAUGGUAUAUUUUUUGUAAUUGAUCCAGGAUUUUGUAAAGUAAAAAAAUAUGAUUCCAAACGUGAUAUGGAUUCAUUAGUUGUUGCCCCCAUAUCUAAAGCAAAUGCUAAACAGAGAGCAGGACGUGCAGGUAGAACAGGACCAGGGAAAUGUUAUCGGUUGUAUACAGAAGAAGCAUAUAAAAAUGAAAUGGCAGAGACAAGUGUACCCGAGAUACAAAGAAUUAAUCUAGGUAGUAUUGUUUUAUUAUUAAAAGCCUUAGGAGUAAAUGAUUUUUUACAUUUUGAUUUUAUGGAUUCACCAUCAAUUGAAACGUUAAUUCAUUCUUUAGAGAAUUUAUAUUAUUUAGGUGCAUUAGAUGAUAAUGGAUAUUUAACAAAACUAGGAAAGAAAAUGGCUAAUUUUCCAAUGGAACCGAAUUUAUCAAAAAUAUUAUUAACAUCAAUUAAGUUCAAUUGUGCUGAUGAUGUAGUUACUAUUGUUAGUAUGUUAAGUGUUCAAAAUAUUUUUUAUAGACCAAUGAAUAAAGCAUUAUUAGCAGAUAAAAAGAAAAAUAAAUUUGUUAUGCCUCAAGGAGAUCUAAUUACUUAUUUAAAUAUAUAUAAUAAAUGGAAGGAAAACAGUUUUUCGAAUUACUGGUGCCAUGAAAAUUUUAUCCAUUCUAGAGCUUUAAAAAGAGCACAAGAUGUAAGAAAACAAUUACUCUCUAUAUUUGAAAAAUAUAAUUACGAAGUGAAAAAAAGUGCUAGUAAGAAUGAUUCAAGCAAAUAUGUAAAUAUAUGUAAAAGUAUUUGCUCUGGUUAUUUCAAUCAUGUUUGUAAAAGAGAUAGUCAACAAGGUUAUACAACUCUGUUAACCAAUCAGCAAGUCUUUAUUCAUCCGUCAUCAACUCUUUUUAAUAAAAAUCCUUUAUUCGUUGUUUAUCACGAAUUAGUAUUAACAAACAAGGAGUACAUAAGAGACUGCACAAUUAUACAACCACACUGGUUAAUACAAUUAGCCCCAAAUUUAUUUAUUCCAGCAGAUGAAAAGAAAAUAUCAAAAAUUAAAUUAAGAGAAAAGAUUGAACCUUUGCAUAAUUACUACGAAGAACCGAACGCAUGGAGGUUGUCCAGAAGAAAGGGAUGA